AUGGAUCUCAGGAAAUGCACAUUUGGCAUCCGAAUGCCAUUCGAUCUCAAUAGGCUAAACGAAAUUAUAAACAGGGAGGUGAAACACUUUCGAAACUACAAGACUUACCAUCCUAACUUUGGAGUCAUACCGGUGGCCACCAAGUUCUACGCGGCCCACGAUCAGUUGAAGAAACAGUCACCAGAAGAGACUCGAAACAUCGAGAACUAUUACAACAACGUAACAAAAUCCCAAGCUAAAGGUCCACGUUCCAAAUAUCCCUCACCGGUCACGGAGAACCAGACGUAUGCCGAAAUGCAC
Iphiclides podalirius (scarce swallowtail) is the source of this 300-nucleotide messenger RNA. NCBI's taxonomy places the organism in Eukaryota, Metazoa, Arthropoda, Insecta, Lepidoptera, Papilionidae. The record is from the annotation of a GenBank genome assembly.